AGAAGAAGAAGAAGAAGAAGAAGAAGAUGGUGAAGUUGAGGGCGAGAUGUCUGCUCGUCGGAGAUGCUUCAGUGGGGAAGAGUGCUCUCUCCCACAUGUUCCACAGUGACGGAACUCUCUUUCCGAAGAAUUACAGCAUGACAGCCGGAGUGGAGCUUCUGAUGAAAUGCGUCCAAAUCCCAGAGACCAGCGACAGUGUGGAGCUCUACAUCAUAGACUCUGCAGGGAAGCAGACAUUAGUGGACGCCUGCGAGAAGAUGGUGAGACUUCUUCUCUAAACUAGUGAAACUCCCACAGAGUCCCACGUCUGUCGUUGGUUUGUGGAUGUUUUGAAGCCUCCGGUUCAGUGAUUUCGCCGUCGCCAUCUUGUUUUUUGC
Molecule: messenger RNA, 377 nt
Organism: Anarrhichthys ocellatus (wolf-eel)
Lineage: Eukaryota; Metazoa; Chordata; Actinopteri; Perciformes; Anarhichadidae
Gene: ift27
Product: intraflagellar transport 27 homolog (Chlamydomonas)
Exons: 4
Coding region: 27-278 (83 amino acids)
Molecular function (GO): GTPase activity; GTP binding
Source: RefSeq, a predicted model, not a curated record